AGCAAGGGCCUCCUUGGACGGUGGACUGUGGUUGGCCCUUAUCAGGCUCCAGUCAUCCCUGACUGAGGUUCAUAAGCCUUGGGGUGACUCUCUGGACAGCCUCUGACCCUUCACCACGGAGGACACUGCAGGCUGCCAUCACAGAGCCUGGGAGUUGUGUGGGUCCAAACCCUACACCUUUAAUCUCUGUAGAAGGCCAGAGGAGGCCCUCCCUCUGCCUGGAGGCAAGAAUAGACAGAUCUUGACCUCUUAUCCCUAAAGUCAGGGCCCUUCCCUCAAGCAAGUCAGUCCCACAGCUCCUCAGCCUCCACCCACUCUUCCUGCCCAGCCUCCCCUCAAACAGCCUUCUGGCCUUGCUCUGGGUUGAGAAGCUAGUCCAAACAGGCCUCUCCCACAUUCCCUGGCUGCUCUCCAGCUUGUAGGAGCCGAGAGAACCUUAACUUCAGGGACUGUGAGGGCCGAGCAGGGGCUGCUAAAGGGAGCCACCGAGUGAAGCGGGGAACUUCAGAUGUUAGGCUUCCAGAUGUUAGGCCUUCUGGGGAACACAAGCCUCGUGAGCUGGAUCGCAGGCAUUGUGCUGGCUCUCCUAAUGUUGGUCAUGCUGUCGGCCGUCUGUCUUUUCCACAGAUCACGGGAGCAUGACGUGGAGAGAAACCGAGUCCGGCAAACCCGGCCUCGACUCUUCCACGGCCGGCGCCUGGGUCUCCUGGGAGUCUCUCACCAUCACCAUCACCGUGGCCAUGUGUCUGGGGUGACCAGUGCAGGCUUUCAUCACCACCACCAGCAUCUCCAUCGCCAGCAUCACCGUUCGCCCCAUCGUCUCCACCACCAUCACCACCAUGCUCGCGGAGUCCGCCACUGAGGCCAAUGGAUGGUACCUACCUGGCCCUGCCCUCCACCCAGCACCGAAAUGAGUGGACCCUGAUGUCUCUGUAGAAAAGGAUGUGUCUUUGGGGCCUAUGAGGGGGACUGAGUUUGGCUUGGGUUUCAUUUGUAUAUGAGCCCUUCUUCCACUGUGCAGCAGAGACCUGAGAACCACUUGGGUAACUAUACACUGUAAGGCUUGGGUUUGGAGCAGGGCUGGCUGGACACCCUACCUUGUGACUACAAUCCCUGGUGACACCGGAAGUAACAAGGGUGUCUGGUAGAACCAGUGCCCCAGUGGAUACGAAGUGCUCGUCUGAGUGGGAAGACCCUGUGAUGACCUUCAAGGGGCAGAAUGUGUGGGACAGCCUGGCCCAUACAUUGUUCAUCCAAACGUUCAUUGUUGCUUGGCUAUAACAAUAAAAGCCACCAGAAAUGGUUC
Molecule: messenger RNA, 1306 nt
Organism: Myodes glareolus (Bank vole)
Lineage: Eukaryota; Metazoa; Chordata; Mammalia; Rodentia; Cricetidae
Gene: Hrct1
Product: histidine rich carboxyl terminus 1
Source: RefSeq, a predicted model, not a curated record